AUGGCUGCUCCCAUUUCCAUAGCUCUUCUUCUCUCCCUCCUUUUUGAUAAUGUUGUGCCUUCUCAACCCAUUGAUUUCCUCUACAACAGAUUCAACCCACCAUACGGAUAUGGAUUCAACCAAACAAACCUUAUUCUAGAUGGAUUUGCUACCAUCAUCCCACAAAGUGGAGCUCUUGAGCUUACUAACAAAUCUUCUACUAAUUACAUACUUGUUUUUGAAAAAGUCCCCAAAGAUGAUAACCAAGGCGGCUAUGUCCUCGCCUUCACUUUAUCUCCUUCACCACAAUUUGCCGGAGCUGAAGGGGAUCACUACCUCGGAAUUUUCAACUCAACAAAUGAUGGGAACCCCUCAAACCAUACCUUUGAUGUUGGAUUCAACACUAUUAAUGGGCACAAAGAAGCACCAGAUACCCCAGUCCCCAAAGAUGUUAACAGAGGCGGCUAUGGCCUCGUCUCCAUUUUAUCUCCUUCACCGCAAUUUCCUGGAGCUGAAGGGGAUCACUACCUCGGAAUUUUUAACUCAACAAAUGAUGGGAACCCCUCAAACCACAUCUUUGCUGUUGAAUUCGACACUAUUGAUGGGCACACAGAGGCACCAGAUACCCCAGGCAACCAUAUUGGAAUCAACAUCAAUAGCAUGGCGUCAGUUGCAUCGGAGCCGGUUUCUUAUCAUUUUAGUCAUAUUGCUGUAAAGGAAGGAGUGAGGUUGGAGAGUGAAAAACCAAUCCAAGCUUGGAUAGAGUACGAUGGUGGAAAAGGGGUUUUGAAUGUAACCAUUUGGCCUGAAUCAAGACCAAAACAGGCCAACUAG
Cornus florida is the source of this 813-nucleotide messenger RNA. RefSeq names its product probable L-type lectin-domain containing receptor kinase VI.1. The transcript is spliced from 3 exons. Bases 1 to 813 code for a protein of 270 amino acids. Gene Ontology annotation, molecular function: carbohydrate binding. The record is from RefSeq and is a predicted model, not a curated record. Lineage: Eukaryota; Viridiplantae; Streptophyta; Magnoliopsida; Cornales; Cornaceae.